Branchiostoma floridae (Florida lancelet) is the source of this 1771-nucleotide messenger RNA. Its product is annotated as gastrula zinc finger protein XlCGF57.1-like. The coding region runs from base 61 to 1539 and encodes 492 amino acids. Gene Ontology annotation, molecular function: RNA polymerase II transcription regulatory region sequence-specific DNA binding; DNA-binding transcription factor activity, RNA polymerase II-specific. Gene Ontology annotation, cellular component: nucleus. Gene Ontology annotation, biological process: regulation of transcription by RNA polymerase II. The transcript is spliced from 2 exons. The record is from RefSeq and is a predicted model, not a curated record. NCBI's taxonomy places the organism in Eukaryota, Metazoa, Chordata, Leptocardii, Amphioxiformes, Branchiostomatidae.
GACAGACGCUUGCAGGAGGAUUGUGCGGAGGUAAUAAUCAUUACUGGAAGCAGGUUUGACAUGGCAGAGGCAGGUAAUGGGUCUCCUACUGCUGUUCCCCAAAACUUCGGCGAUGGGUCCCCUACUGGAGUUUUUUGUGACCAGCCAACAACGAGCGAAACGACUUUGGUCAGACAACCGAAAUCAACAGCUGAUGAAAAGCCCUAUAUGUGUGAGGAGUGUGGGUACAGGACAGCCAGGGAGUCUCACUUAUCCCAACACAUGAGAAUUCAUACUGGAGAAAAACCAUUCAAGUGUAACCAGUGUGACUAUUCUGCUGCGCAAAAAUCCAGUUUGGACCUACAUCUAGCCAAACACACAGGUGAUAAGCCCUACAUGUGUGGGGAGUGUGGGUACAGGACAGCUAAGAGGUCUCAUUUAGCUGAACAUAGGAGAAUUCAUACCGGUGAAAAACCAUUCAAGUGUGACCAGUGUGACUAUUCUGCUGCACAAAAAUCCAGUUUGGACCUACAUCUAGCCAGACACGCCGGUGAGAAACCCUACAUGUGUGGGGAGUGUGGGUACAGGACAGCUGCGAAGUCUCAUUUAUCCCAACAUAUGAGAACUCACACCGGUGACAAACCCUACAAGUGUGGCCAGUGUGACUAUUCUGCUGCACAAAAAAACACUUUGGACCUACAUCUAGCCAUGCACGCCGGUGAGAAACCCUACAUGUGUGGGGAGUGUGGGUACAGGACAGCUCGGAAGUCUCAUUUAUCCGAACACAUGAAAACUCAUACUGGUGAAAAGCCCUACAAGUGUGACCAGUGUGACUUUUCUGCCGCACGAAAAGACAAUUUGGACCGACAUCUGGCCAAACACACUGGUGAUAAGCCCUACAUGUGUGGGGAGUGUGGGUACAGGGCAGCUCGGAAGUCUCAUUUAUCCGAACACAUGAAAACUCAUACUGGUGAAAAGCCCUACAAGUGUGACCAGUGUGACUUUUCUGCCGCACGAAAAGACAGUUUGGACCGACAUCUGGCCAAACACACUGGUGAGAAGCCCUACAUGUGUGGGGAGUGUGGCUACAGGACAACUCGGAAAUUUGAUUUAGUCGAACAUAUGAGAACUCAUACUGGUGAAAAACCCUACAAGUGUGAGCAGUGUGACUAUUCUGCUGCUCACAAAAAAAGUUUGAACCAACAUCUAGCCAAACAUACUGGUAAUAAGCCCUACAUGUGUGGGGAGUGUGGGUACAGGACAACUCAGAAGUCUCAUUUAGUUGAACAUAUGAAAACUCAUACUGGAGAAAAACCCUACAAGUGUGACCAGUGUGAUUAUUCUGCUGCACUCAAAUCCAGCUUGAAAAAACAUCUAGCCAUGCACACUGGCGAUAAACCCUACAUGUGUGGGGAGUGUGGGUACAGUACAGUGCAAAAGUGUAACAUAUCCCAGCAUAUGAGAACUCACACCGGUGAAAAACCCUACAAGUGUGACCAGUGUGACUAUUCUGCUGCACAAAAAUCCGCUUUAGACAAGCAUUGUAAAAGACACCAUUAAAGGCCUACAUAUUUUUGCAGUACCAUUUCGGUCAUCUAAACAAACUCGUUCAUCCGAACAGCUGGUCUUGUAUGUCAUCUAGCUGGAUUAACAGACCAGUAAGAAACUCUGCGCAUUAUUUUACUAUGUCUGUGACAUAAAUUACAGUUUCAGUGACUACCAUAUAAGAACAUAACUGAUCAGUGAAAAUAUGAAACUAUAAGUCAGUCAGUCAUGAAAGUUUAAUAAAAGU